Molecule: messenger RNA, 713 nt
Organism: Vigna angularis (adzuki bean)
Lineage: Eukaryota; Viridiplantae; Streptophyta; Magnoliopsida; Fabales; Fabaceae
Product: copper transporter 5.1
Exons: 1
Coding region: 129-494 (121 amino acids)
Biological process (GO): copper ion transmembrane transport; intracellular copper ion homeostasis
Cellular component (GO): plasma membrane
Molecular function (GO): copper ion transmembrane transporter activity
Source: RefSeq, a predicted model, not a curated record
CCUCUAAAACUAAGGAAAGGAAACUUUAUUUUAUUCUGUUGUUCAGAAAAGCAAAUAUGAUGCACAUGACUUUUUACUGGAGUAAGAAGGUGACAAUCUUAAUCGAUUCAUGAAAGACCGAUUCCUGGAUGAGUUACCUUCUGAGUCUAUUUGCAUGUCUCGUCAUUGCCACAUUUUACCAGUAUCUCGAGAAUUGCCUGAUCCACCUCAAGCUUGUCACUAGCUAUUGGAGGCCGUCGCGGACAGAGAUCCGGAUUCCGCUUCUGUGUGGUAUCGCCAGAGAUAAAAGGAGAUUGGGAGUUAAGUUGGCGGAAGCGGUUCUGUUUGGUGUGAACUCGGGGAUAGGGUUUUUGUUGAUGUUGACAAUUAUGUCCUUCAAUGGAGGAGUGCUUGUGGCAGUUGUGGUGGGUCUUACUAUUGGUUAUUUUCUGUUUAAGAAUGAGGAGGAGCGUGAUGAUGCUAUUGUUGUUGAUAGUUCCUGUGCCAGUGCAUAGAGUUUCAUAAUUUAAUGUGGUUUGUCUAAUUGUGUAUUUGUAACUAGAUUGGUUGGUCUUCUUGAGAUAUGUUGUAAAGAAUAAUUUUUUGUUAGGGAUGAAUUUUUUAAUUGUGAGCUAUGGUAGUGGAAACAGCAUGAAUAGGAGGGCUUUGAUUCUGGCUAUAUUAUUUUGAAGCCAUUUUUAAAAAAAAAAGAAAUAAACUAUGCACAAUUUUAC